ACUGCUUGAGCAUUUUUUCAUUAUUUGAAAGCACCAAAGGAGGGGAAGAGUGAGAGAGGUGCGGCGGAGAGAGACGGCCUCUUAGAGCUGUGAGGCAGAAGUGAUGGAUUCAGCCCACGGAAAAGUGACAGUCUUUUCCUAAACGGCCACGGGCAGUGCACAUCCUGCCCUGGACUCUCACCGUUUGGCAGGAAACUAAACCUCCUACAGCCAUCUAAAGGUACCCAUUGUCUUUUCUCUGUCAGCAAACUUCUGAAGAGGACUUCUGAUCAGUUUAAUAUUUGCCAAAGAGCUUCUGGGAGGCUGGGCUAUUUGUUGACAGUCUUUUAAUAACAAAAGUUCUCCGGUGUUGGAAUGGACUGAGGUGAUAAUAGCUGAGUGGCCGGACGAGGAGGAGAGAGAAGAAAAAGAGCAGAAGAUAUUUGAGUGAAACUUUCUGACUUAGGAUUCAUUUCUACCAAGAGAAUCUUCAAAGAGCUCUGGCAGAAGGGAAAAGCAACCGAGAGCCUCCUCAUCACUGUGCAGUUAUCUUGUUUUGGUGAGCUGGACAAUAACACAUGGAGCCCCCUUCAAUGGUCCUGCUGGGGUUCCUUCUGGUUUUUGGACUAAGUUGUAGCAUCCACCAGACACAGGCAAGUCUGUCGGACAGUAGCCAAGGCAAGCAUAAGACCCACGAAUUUGGGAGCAGCGAAGAUGAUUUGGAAGGGGAGUUUUUGUAUGCUGGAAGACGCAAACGCGCUCCAGCCGAACAGCCACAGGACAAGUGCUCCUACACUUUUAUCGUGCCUCAACAAAAGGUGACCGGAGCCAUCUGUGUGAACUCCAAGGAACCCGAGGCUAUGCUGGAGAAUCGGGUCCACAAGCAAGAGUUAGAGCUGCUAAAUGUGGAGCUGCAGAAACAGAAGAGGCAGAUCGAAACUCUACAGCAAUUGGUGGAGGUGGAUGGAGGCAUCGUCAAUGAGGUCAAGCUUCUAAGAAAGGAGAGUAGAAAUAUGAACUCCAGAGUCACUCAGCUGUACAUGCAGCUCCUCCAUGAGAUCAUCAGGAAGAGAGACAAUGCUCUAGAGUUAGCCCAAAUGGAGAACAGGAUCCUGAACCAAACCUCAGAGAUGCAGCAACUCACCAGUCGAUACAAAGAUCUUGAGCAUAAAUACCAGCACUUGGCUUCCCUGGCCGCAAACCAGUCGGCUCUAAUUGUCAUGCUGGAGGGGCAGUGCCAGAGCCGACCCCCUCCCCGUUACGUCCCUGCCUCUCAGCCACGGCCUCAGCCUCCUCCACCACCAUCGCCGCCUCUCAACAAGCCUUACCAGCCACCUCCCCUUCCACGUAUAAACAACCCGAUAAGCAACGAGAUCCAGAGUGACCAAAAGUCUCUCCCGCCCCUUCCAACCAUGCCCGUCGGUACACACAGCCCUUCUACCACUGACAAACCAUCUGGUCCAUUUAAGGACUGUCUGCAGGCGCUGGAAGAUGGCCGCACUUCCAGCGGCAUGUACCUGGUGAAGCCGGAAAAUGCCAACCGCCUCAUGCAGGUGUGGUGUGAUCAGAGACACGACCCAGGCGGCUGGACGGUCAUCCAAAGAAGGGUGGACGGCUCCGUCAACUUUUUCCGGAACUGGGAGACGUACAAGCAAGGUUUUGGCAACAUUGACGGAGAGUACUGGCUCGGUCUGGAAAACAUCUACUGGCUGACAAACCAAGGAACCUACAAGCUUCUCAUCACGCUGGAGGACUGGUCUGGGAGGAAGGUGUUUGCAGAAUACGCCAGCUUCAGGGUGGAGCCUGAAGCUGAUUAUUACAGACUGAGAGUGGGCCGGUAUCACGGCAACGCUGGCGACUCUCUCACCUGGCACAACGGCAAACAGUUCACGACGUUAGACAGAGACCACGACGCAUAUACAGGAAAUUGCGCUCACUAUCAGAAGGGAGGGUGGUGGUACAACUCUUGCGCACAUUCCAAUUUGAAUGGAGUUUGGUACAGAGGAGGACACUACCGCAGCCGCUACCAAGAUGGAGUCUACUGGGCAGAGUUCAGGGGAGGAGCCUAUUCUCUAAAGAAAGUGAUCAUGAUGAUCCGCCCUAACCCCAACACCUUCCACUGAUGAGCGUGGGGAUUUGCGUGGAACCGCAUGUUUCUGACAAAAACUCUUGGCCUCAUUUCCAACAGAUCACAAACAAAAUCAUGAUCCUGAAAGUGCAAUAUAAAAACAUCAGGGUGAUACUGUUCUCUAACAAUUUAAUAAUAUUUUAUUAAUACAGUUUUGUAGCAGUUUUUCUUUUUUUUUUUUGGUUUAUUUUGCUCUUUUCAGUACAGGACAUGCAAACAGUACUUAUUGCUCAGGAGUUAUUUUAACUACACUUUGGCAAACAGGGGACGUCGGUGACGUCGGCUUUAUUUGGAUGAAGUAGCUCUGCAUUAUAAACCCUACAGUAUAUCUAUGUAGUACGUACCAACCCAACACGGUUGACACAGGAAAUGUAUCCAGUGAUUGUUCUGUAAUUUCAUACUAAAAAUAUAUAUUUUGUUUCAAACUGCGUAGUUUUCAACAACACUAAAAACGGCUAAAGAUUUUAUCUGGUGGCACGUUUUUUCACCGUGCACACUACGAAACAUUGGUGACAUGUUUUGAAGAAAGCCACCAAGAGUAAUGCAAACAUGCAAACUUUUUCUCAAUUGUAUUUCUUUUCAAUAAAAAAAACAAUCGACUUCUUGAAAAGCUUAAUCGUGAAUUUUUUUGGAAAAUACUUUGAAAUUCUUAAUUGCUUAAGCAGGUAUCUUAGGUUGCUUGUAAAAUUCCAGCACUAUAUUUACUGUAUAAAUGUGUUGCUUUUUGAUGCCAAUAAAUCCAACACAAUGUGUUUGUACAUAGGAUAAUUGUAAUAUAAUGUAAAUGUUAUUUCAUAAUUAAGUUGCAAUAAAAAAAUGUACAGGU
Molecule: messenger RNA, 2933 nt
Organism: Fundulus heteroclitus (mummichog)
Lineage: Eukaryota; Metazoa; Chordata; Actinopteri; Cyprinodontiformes; Fundulidae
Gene: angptl2b
Product: angiopoietin-like 2b
Exons: 5
Coding region: 558-2102 (514 amino acids)
Source: RefSeq, a predicted model, not a curated record